Messenger RNA from Mycena citricolor, 4278 nucleotides. The record is from the annotation of a GenBank genome assembly. Lineage: Eukaryota; Fungi; Basidiomycota; Agaricomycetes; Agaricales; Mycenaceae.
GCGGGCACGACCAUCAUGCCCGCGCUCAAACGACCUCUGGACGACAAUGCUAUUGCCCGUAAAUCGAAGAAGAGUAGGACCGAGCGCGAAAGUGGGAGCGAUGCUGUCCCCCAAACAAAACCUGCGCCAUCGCAGCUGGUCGCUGAGGAAGUCGACUUUCCGCGCGGAGGAGGAACUAGCUUCACACCUCUGGAAGUGAAAGCUAUCCGUGCAGAAGCGGUCAAGGAGGCGAACGCGGAACUAUUCAAGGAAUCUGAGCCCAGCACCUCGAAAAAACGGAAGCGAAAAUCCGAGGCAGAGCCAGCCGCAUCGACCUCGAAGGAGAAGAGCGACAAGAUACGGAUCGAGCAUUUGAACUACAAGCGAUUGAACGCUGGUCAAAAGAUCCUCGGUCAAAUCGUAUCUAUCGAGCCGCUUGCACUGAUCAUAUCUCUCCCAAAUCAACUCUUUGGCCAUGUUCCAAUAACCAAUGUGUCUUCCCAAUUGACGGCCUUGCUGCAAACUCGUAUGGAUCAGGAUGAAGAGGACGAAGAGCAAGACGCGGAUUCUGACACACCUGAGCUUUCGGAUUUGUUUCGCACAGGUCAAUAUGUGCGUGCAGUGGUGACUGCGGUGCAUGCCUCUGGCUCAACCGAUACCACUGGCGUCGGGAGGUCGCGAGAUGAUAUGACCCGUGCCAGUCGACGCGUUGAACUCAGUUUGGUGCCCGAGGCUGUCAAUAUGGGGAUCCAAAAGUCAGAUAUCAAGCCUGGUUUUACCAUUUCUGCCGCCGUCCAAAGCGUAGAAGAUCACGGGUACAUAUUGGAUCUUGGUGUUCCUAAAAUGUCUGGCUUUCUUUCUUUCAAAGAUGCCAAAGACGGGCCGUUCAAUUCUGAAGCUCGACUGGCGGUCGGGCGCCUUCUGGAUGUUACGGUCGCGUCCGUUUCAAAAAAUGGACGCACUUGUCAAGUUUCUGCCGAUACUGCCUCGUUUGUGAAGUCAUGUCUGACUGAAGCGACGAACGCGACAUCGCUCGUUCCGGGGGCUCUUGUCCAAUCUCUGAUCACAAACGUGCAUACAACUGGCUUGAAUCUACAGAUUCUCGGUUUCUUCGACGGCACCAUCGAUGAAUCCAAUCUAUCGGACAAGACAUACAAAAUCGGGAAGAAAGUGAAAGCUCGUAUCCUAUACGACUUUUCGUCGUCUCCCCCGAAAUUCGCGUUGUCGCUAGCAGAUCACGUAGUCGCUUUGGGUGUUAAAAAGGCGGAUGGAGAGAAGACGAUCCAGGAAGCUUACCCGAUCGGCACCAUAAUCGAAGAAGUCAAGGUCGCUGCUCUCGAAUCCGAGCGAGGCAUCGUGGUAUCCACACCAGACGUCCGAGGAUUUGUGCACAUCUCGCAUGUCUCUGACGAUCAUGUGCCCUCAAUAUCAUCCUCUGGGUCGUGGAAAGUGGGCUCGAUCCACAGGGCACGAGUGACUGGGUACUUCCCUUUCGACGGUCUGUUGCAGCUGUCCCUAAAACCAUCGAUAUUGGAGCAGCGGUUCCUGCGCGUUUCUGAUGUGCAAGUCGGCGAGGUGAUCAAAGGAACUAUCAAGCGCUUGACGGACUCGGGUCUGUUUGUGCUGCUGUCGGGCAAUGUCGACGGCGUGGUGUGGCCCAAUCACUUUGCCGAUAUUGCGCUCAAGCACCCUGCCAAACGGUUCAAGCCAGGAGCAUCGAUCAAAUGCCGGGUUCUCGUGGUCGAUCCAGAACGUAAACGCAUCGCUUUGACAGCUAAGAAAACUCUGGUCGAGUCGACGCUGCCAUUGAUCACUUCGUUGUCGGAUGCCAAAAUCGGCACGGUGACACAUGCAGUCGUGUUCAAGAUCUUUGAAAAACACCUGCUCGUUGAGUUUUUCAAUAAUUUGAAAGCCAUGGUACCGCUUUCGGAAGUGAGCGAAACACCUAUCGCAAAAUUGGCUGAAUCUUUCCCGUUGGGCCGUGUGGUCAAAGUACGCAUCACACACGUCGAUGACUCGAGCAGAAUUACCGCCAGCAUCCGGCAGGCGUCGUCCAACUUUGAUGUGGUGGACGACAUCAGUGCGGUCGAAAUCGGGAACAUCGUCCAGGGCGUCGUGUCCGAGAUCCACGCGGAGAACGCAGUGCUCUCUCUCCAGCCGAGUAAAGUCCGCGCGCUCAUCUCGCUUAACAAUGUGGCGAACUACCGCAAGCUGAGCGUUGCGCAAUUGCGCGCGACACUCAAACCCGGAGACCGGCUCGAAGACCUGGUGGUGGUCACUAGGAACCCCGAAAAGUCGUUUGUGAUCGUUGCUUCGAAGCCCAAGUCCAAAGACAAGGUUGCAAGCAGCUCGAAAGGGCCGGUCUCCCUCGACACAGUGGCCAUUGGGGACAUCGUUGGUGGCCGCGUGACAAGGCAUGUGCGCAACGGCGCGCUAGUGAAACUUGGCGCCCAUCUCGGCGGGAUUCUGCAUCCUACAGACGUCGCCGACGACUACACCUCUGCUGCUCUGCCUGCUGUCGAUGCUGUACUCAAAGCUGCUGUCAUCGCGAUCGACCACGACAAGAAGCAGCUGACGCUGUCUAUGCGGGCCUCGAGGAUGCACCCUGAAACCUCGAAGCCUAUCGUCGACAACGAGAUCAGGGAGCUCUCUGAUCUGCACGUGGGCCAGACAAUCCGCGGGUUCGUGAAGAGCAUCACAGACGCAGGCGUGUUUGUCACACUGGGACCCGAGAUCGAUGCUCGUGUCCAGAUCAAGGAGAUGUUUGACGAUUUCGUGAAGGAGUGGAAACCGAGAUUCUCAGUCAACCAGCUGGUCCAGGGCCGGAUUCUGAGCACCGACUUGGAGACGCGCAAAGUCGAGCUCACGCUGCGAUCAGAAAACGCGCCUCGCUCUUCCAACUCGUCGCUCUCGAUUUCUGAGCUGAAAGUUGGCGACAAGGUGGACGGAACGGUGUCAAGGAUAGAAGACUACGGGCUCUUUAUCCAGAUCGAUGGCUCCAAACUGAAGGGCUUGUGCCACAAGUCGCAGCUUUCUGACACUGCAUCGGCCGAUGUCGCCGCUGCCCUGCAAGGCUUCCGACAGGGCGACAAACUCAAGGCAGUCAUCAUCGGGAUUGAGAAAUCCAAGAUCUCUUUCAGCAUCAAGCCCUCCCUGUUCGAUGAUGCGGACUUCCAGCUCGAAGACGAAGACGUCGAUGACGAAGACGAGGACGAGGACGCUAAUGACGACGAGGCACAAGAAGCUCCGAACGAUUCGGCUGAAGAGGCAGUAGAGGAGAACGGCGAUGAUUCUGAGGACGAAGACAUCGAUGCGAUGGAUGUCGACGUCUCUCCGCACUACCAGGUUCCUGCAACGAGUAAGCCACAGACCGCCCCGACUCUGCAACUGGCCGGGGGAUUCCAAUGGUCCAGUGGUGGACUGCCAGAAGAAGCCUCUGACGCAUCUGAAUCGGAAAGCGAGGCCUCAGACGCGGAAGAGCAGGGCGGCAAACGCAAGAAGCGGCGCAAGCGAAAGGAAAUCGAACUCGACAUGACCGGUGACAUGCACACCAAAACGCCCGAAUCGACGGCUGACUUCGAGCGCCUGCUGCUCGGGUCGCCCAAUUCCUCCUACCUGUGGAUCCAGUACAUGUCGUUCCAGCUCCAGCUGUCCGAAGUCGAUAAGGCGCGGGACAUCGCCCGUCGCGCGCUGAAUGCGAUCAAUUUCCGAGAAGAGCAGGAGAAGCUGAAUGUGUGGAUCGCCUUGCUCAAUCUGGAAAACGCUUACGGCACCGACGAGAGCCUGGACGCCGUCUUCAAGGAAGCCGCCCGUGCCAAUGACUCCAAGACUGUCCACCUCCGCCUCGCCCAGAUCUAUGCGCAGUCUGACAAGCCGACGAGGAACAGUAUCAACCGAAUUUUUUUGCGACAAGGCAGGCUGGAAGAAUCGCGCCAGCUACUGCCGAGAGCCCUGAAGGGUCUCGAGAAGCGCAAGCACCUCAAGACGAUCUCGCGGUUCGCGCAGCUAGAGUACAAAUUGGGAGACCCGGAACGCGGCAAAACCCUGUUCGAGGGCAUCAUCGAGUCGCACCCCAAACGGCUCGACAUAUGGUCGGUCUACAUGGACAUGGAGGCGGGCCAACAGCAGAUUCAGAGCCUGCGGAGCUUGUUUGACCGGGUUCUGACUGUGAAAAUGACCAGUCACAAAGCCAAAGCCUUCUUCAAAAAGUGGCUCGAGCUGGAGAAACGGAUCGGCGACGAGUCGGGUGUCGAACUGGUCAAAUCCAAGGCGGUGGAAUGGACGCAACGGGCAUCAUGA